Messenger RNA from Quercus lobata, 2004 nucleotides. RefSeq lists its product as uncharacterized. The record is from RefSeq and is a predicted model, not a curated record. The coding region runs from base 183 to 1727 and encodes 514 amino acids. NCBI's taxonomy places the organism in Eukaryota, Viridiplantae, Streptophyta, Magnoliopsida, Fagales, Fagaceae. The transcript has a single exon. Gene Ontology annotation, molecular function: zinc ion binding; nucleic acid binding.
UUAAUGGUUGAACUAGCCUAAUCACAUUGUCAUAAUUAGGUCAUUUUAAUUUAAUUCUUGUUGAAGCUAGUACUGCUUGAAUGCAACAACCUGUGGAAUUCAUGACUUCUCUUCUCAUAUAAUUUAACUUGAGUAUUUUCCUUGCUAUCCACUUGCUAGAAUUAGUUUGUUGAUCUCUUUGCAUGCAUUUGCGUAGUGGUCGUCUAGUAACUAGUUCUGAAGAACAGUCUAAUUCCAAAUCAAAGUCUAGUUCUGAACCCCAGUCUAGUCCUCAAUCCCGCCUAAACAUGGAUCCUCCUCCCCAAGAUGAAUUAAGACAAGCCAUCGCAGAGCUUACUGCCCGUCUAGGCCACUUAGAGGCUAGGUAUGACGAGGAAAAUGCACAUAAUGGAAGAAAUAAUAAUAGGCAUGGCCCUCACCCUAGGCAAGACCAUAGAGACAAUGAAGACAACUCCGCUAAGCAUAUCAAAGUAGAGGCCCCUACCUUCGAUGGUGUUAGGAACCCUCAGGUCUACAAUGAUUGGGUGCGAGAGAUGGAUCAUUUUUUUGAGUGGUAUGAACUGUCUGAGGAUAGAAAGGUUAGGUUUGCCAAAAUGAAACUUGUAGGAAGAGCAAAACUCCAUUGGGAUAGUGUUGUCAACCACCUCCGUAAGACCCGCCAACCACCCAUAACUCUUUGGGAAGAAAUGAAGGCCAAGCUCAAUGAAAAGUACUUCCCAGUCUCUCAUCAAGGCAAUUUGUUGGAUCAAUGGCAUGAUUUGAGACAAGACAAUAGGUCUGCUACUGAGUAUGUAGAACAAUUUGAAGAGUACAGGAUACGUAGCAAUGCAACUGAGGAUGAGCCAAUUACCUUGAGCAGAUUUAGGAAAGGCCUCAAUUAUGAUCUUCAAAGAGAAUUGGUGGCUCGACAAAUCUCAACUCUUGAUGAUGCUUAUACCUUAGUGCAAGAUUUAGAGCUGAUCCCUAGGCCCCAAGGUGGAAGGAGAUUUGACAAUCGCAUGUUGCCUCGCAACAAUUUUGAUGGUCCCCAAGGUAGAUACCUCCAAGGUACCCAAAAUAGGCCUUAUCUCAACAACAGACCCUUACACAUAGAAGAAAAUCCUCAGGGUAGAUACCAACAAGGUCCUCAAACUAGACCCAAUCCCAACAAUAGGCCCUUACGCCCAGAAGACAAAGGGAAGAGUGUGGUUAGAGAGACAUUUAGGCCAAAUUCUAGAAUCCAGUGCUUUAAGUGUCAAGGCUUUGGUCAUAUGGCUGCCCAAUGUCCUAAUAAGACUUUGUUGAUUGAAGAAUUGGAUGGAGAGGAAGAGGUAGAAGAAGUAGUCUAUGAGCCUAACAUUGAAGACAUUGUAGAAAUAGGAGAGGAUGAUCCCACCCAAUUAGCUUGCAUUAGAGCCCUACCAUCUUUUGAUAACCUCAACAAAGGUAGUCUUGAUACUCCUGUAAUGAGUGUUGUUAGGUGUGCUCUAGCACAGUCCCGAGAAAGUGAUGAUUGGAAAAGAAAUACUAUCUUCCAAACCUUUGUCAAGUGUGGAACCACAAAUUGCAAGGUUAUCAUUGACAGUGGAAGUUGCAUUAAUGCAGUUUCUUCUAAACUUGUCUCCCUCCUAGGUUUGAAGUUAGUUGCCCAUCCUAAGCCCUAUAAGGUUUCUUGGGUAGAUGAUUCAUCUAUCACCAUCAAGGAUAGGUGUCUUGUUCCUAUUCAUAUCCUCUCAUACAAGGCUUAGAUUUCAUGUGAUGUGAUUCCAAUGGAUGUAGGACACAUAAUUUUGGGACGACCAUGGCUCUAUGAUUUAGAUGUCACUCUUUAUGGUCGCUCAAACUCUUGUUCCUUCAUGCACAAUGGACAAAGGAUUAAGCUUAACCCAGUCAAAACUAAGUUUGUUAGUGCAAGAAAGGCUAGAGAAGAGCCCAAAAAGCAAAGUAUGAACCUCAUUAGUCCAAAAGAACUUGAAAGAGCUGUCAAUCAAGACUCCAUCAUCUUUGCUUUGGUUGUUAAGGAAA